Messenger RNA from Mycena indigotica, 651 nucleotides. RefSeq lists its product as uncharacterized. The transcript is spliced from 2 exons. Lineage: Eukaryota; Fungi; Basidiomycota; Agaricomycetes; Agaricales; Mycenaceae. The record is from RefSeq and is a predicted model, not a curated record. Gene Ontology annotation, molecular function: protein binding. Bases 1 to 651 code for a protein of 216 amino acids.
AUGGCCCCGUUUGACGAGUUCCCGCCAGAGAUACUGGCAGCUGUGCUCGGGCACGUGCACCCGCGCCAACUCGUGGGGUGUCGGUGCGUCUCCCGCCUGUGGCGCGGUGUGGUAGACGGGGCGCCGUCACUGCAGUAUACGCUUGAGCUGUGGCGUUCUGGGCUACUGGCUAACACCUCCCGCACCCCAGCCGGCACGCCGAGCAUGGCUCUGGCCCGUCUGACAGCGCAGCGUGCGGCUUGGCGGGAAAUGCAAUGGGCGGCAAGGCACGUCGUGAAAAUGCAAAGCCCGGCAGUUUGUCGCGCGUACGAGCUCGCGGGCGGUGUGUUUGCACUGCAAGAGUCGGUGGAGUAUGGCGGAAAGCUGCACGUGGUGCGCCUGGCUCAACUCGGAGGGAACGAAGCAGUAUGGACGGGGACGAUUCAUGAGGAGGGGCUCACGGUGGAGGAUUUCGCAAUGGACGCUGCAGAGGACUUGCUCGCUGUGUUCUAUAGCGACGGUGGAGAGGAGGGCACACUGGCUUUGCGGAGUUUGUCGCAGCCAACGAUCCCACACAGUUUGGCGGCAAUCUCGCAAAUCGGGCUCAUAUGCAGGCUCAUACCCAACCCUCGUUGCAGAGCAGCCAGAUCCGAGAGCGUAAUUUUUAGCUAA